Molecule: messenger RNA, 1037 nt
Organism: Telopea speciosissima
Lineage: Eukaryota; Viridiplantae; Streptophyta; Magnoliopsida; Proteales; Proteaceae
Exons: 2
Coding region: 24-953 (309 amino acids)
Biological process (GO): RNA processing
Source: RefSeq, a predicted model, not a curated record
UUGAGAUUUGAACGAAUGCAGUGAUGGGUAAGAGAGAAGGAAACAGAAGGGGCUGGACUCCAUCUUCAAUUCACCAAGGUACGCUGACGCUGAGAGAGGAAAGCAGUGGUAGGAAGCAAACCAAAGGAGGAUCCAACAAUGUCAAGUCUAUAUUGAAAAGGAAGCAUUUGCAGAAUCUCGCACUAUGGGCUGGUGGAGGAGCAUCUAUUCCAUCUCUGGGUGCCCUCUUUGGGCACCGUUUGGCCGAUUGUGCAGAGGCCAUGGAGACUCCGCUUGAUCCCUCUUUGUUUCUUUGCCAGAGAUGUGAAACUAUUCUUCAGCCUGGAUACAACUGCACUAUCCGAAUUGAAAAGAGUCAUGCCAGGGUACGGAGACGUCGUAAGAAACUCAACAAUCCUACUCAGAACAAUGUGGUUUAUACUUGCCACUUUUGUUCACAAAGGAACCUGAAAAAAGGGACACCAAAAGGUUACAUGAAAGAGAUCUGUGUCUCAAGACCUAAACCAGCUUCUGAAUUGGGACGUGUUGGUUCCACUCCACAGGAGUCUGCCAUCCUGGAGAAAGGCAUGCAGAGGAAACAGGGUAAUAAUAAUUUAGAGGAGUCCAUAUCCUUAGAAAAGACAUCAAUUUCAGAAUCAAAAUCUGGUGGUCCAGAGGCUUAUCUAGCAACACAUGGACAGGUUGCUCAGGAAAAUAUACCACUGACGCCAUUGGUGAAAACCAGUCUUUCCCUAUUGGAGGGGAAGAAGAAGAAAAGAAAGAAGAGAGGAUCAGGUUCAAACCAGGCAGGUGGAACCGAAUGCAAUUCUGCAACUGGCGACACAGAGGGUGCGGCCAGCGGCUCAAGUAAACGAAGGAGAAAAUCUUGGACUACACUGAAGGAGAUUGUCGAAAAUAGUGAACGAAAGAACAAUAACCACAUCACUAAUUUGUCAAUCCCAUUCUUUUUAUAGAUGUUCAUGUAUCCUACUGUAUUAUAGAUGAGAAGAGGUGAGACUAAUACAGUUAGAGUCUGAAAGAAAUGAUCUAGUUUUCAA